AGAUAUAAUUAAAUAGAUAUGUGUUUUUGAAAUCCGGGUUGCAAUCCAACUAAUUCAACGCCGUACAAGCCAAUCCAAGUCGUUUGAUUGUGUGAGAUCAUGGAGAAUGUGCGAGUCCGAGCGAACUAUGAGCGAACUGUCGUGAUUGUGCGCGUGAACACAACGUGUGGCUUCAUUACUUAGAAGGUUUUCGGUGAGUUUGCAGUGCGAUAUUUGCGUGGAUCCGCACUGAGGGAGUAUGCCUCGUAGAAAGGAAUACCUAAACCCAGGCAGCGCCUCCGCCAUCCCGUAUUCAACGAAAACAUAUCUCGAAAGAUCAGCCUCGAGCGUGCAACAAUCACGUCGUGGACUGCAGCAGGACACAAAUGUCGCUGGCGGGUCGACUGCUCCGACAGCACUUCGCGUACUGACGCAACCUCCGCAGACUGAUGUUGAAGGCGACUGUGACUCUGAAUCGGCACAUGAAGCGGCCCCAAGUGACGAGCCGCAGCCUUCCGUUGGCGCAGAAAUGACAGACGAGCCACAGGGAGAUUUAGGGAGCUUCUCUAGUGACGAUUUGCUGGCACUGACUGUCAAUUUUGUCCUCGAAUUUGGCAUCCCUUGGAAGGGAGUCGAAGCACUCCAAAAGUUGAUAAUGCACAUACUUGAACGACAUGAUAUACCAGUUACUAAAUAUCUUUUCAAGAAGAGUGUCGGGGCAGAAAUAAAAGCCGCCCGGUUACACUUCUACUGUGAAAACUGUAUGACGCUCCUUGCCGUAACAAGUGGCGACCUUGCAGCGCGGAAUGCAGUGCGGGUAACGUGCACCGUAUGCGGGCAACGUAACAGUGGGCCGCAGAUGCUACGCGAUGGCCACUUUUUCAUAACCCUGCCCAUCGCAAAGUUGCUGUCUUCGUUACUUGCCGAGAAUGAUGCGAGCACUGCACUCCACGAAAGACUGAAUUCAAUAAACGAGAGUAUGUCUGUCGACAAAGAUGAAAUGACAGACAUAAUAGAUGGCACCUUAUACAGGGCACUUAGGCGCGAAUUGACAUCAAAAAAUGAUAUCACUCUCACUGUUAACAGUGAUGGAAGCGCCGUGUUCAAGUCAUCGAAGUUUUCUGUGUGGCCCGUUCAAGUGAUGGUGAAUGAACUCCCAGUGUACAUGAGGCAGAAAAAUGUGCUUGUGUCUGCUCUGUGGUAUGGCCAGAAACAUCCCGACAUGACUCUCCUACUGAACGCAUUUGUUGAACAAAUGGACGGUUUGUCGACCAGUGGGAUCACAUGGAAGGCAGGCAACGAAACUGUGCAUUCCAAGGUGUACUGCUUCAGCUGCAGCGCUGAUGCACCAGCACGGGCAGCCAUGCAGCACCUAACCCAGUUUAAUGGGUAUUAUGGCUGUGGAUGGUGCUUGCAUCCAGGGGCAGCUGUGAAUGGAACUGUCAAGUAUCCUGUGGACACUGUUUCACCUGACAGGACAGCAGAAGGCACAAAGGAAAUCAUGGCCAAGGCUGCUGAAGCUGGAAGACCAGUACAGGGAGCAAAAGGCAUCACGCCUUUGAUUAAUCUUCAGCACUUUAAUAUAAUCUGGGGCUUUACUCCAGAUUAUAUGCAUUGUGUGCUUCUAGGUGUGGCACGGCAGAUGACGGAGGACUGGCUCUCUAAUGUAGGCGAGGAAUAUUACAUUGGGGCACCACAAACUGUGGCAGUAUUAGAUCAACGUUUGUGCUCUAUAAAGCCGCAUAGCUGUAUGCCACGACUUCCCCGCUCAGUUUCUCUGAGAAAGUAUUGGAAAGCCUCGGAGUGGCAGCAAUGGCUACUGUAUUUUUCAUUGCCUUGUCUGGAAGGCCUACUUCCACGGCAGUAUCUUAAACAUUUUGCAUUGCUUGUGAAAGGUAUUGCCCUUCUUCUGCAGGACACAGUGUCCCUCAGUGACAUUUCUGUAAGCACAGACUGCUUGGUAAAGUUUGUUGUCGACAUGCAGUUUCUCUAUGGAGAAAAAAACAUGACUUUCAAUGUACAUCAAUUGUUGCACAUGGCUCAGAGUGUUCUGAACCAAGGACCUCUUUGGGCACAUUCAUGUUUUGCUUUUGAGUCUAACAUUGGCCAAAUUAAGCAGCUGGUCACAUCAGCAAAAGGUGCCCCACUGCAGAUUGUAGAGCGCUUAAUGAUGGCCAGCAACUUCAGGUAUCUAAAGGCUUCAGCUAGCCCUUGCACUCUGAAGUUUUUGACAAAAGCUGGCCCAUCAAAUAGUAAAGGUGGUUUACUGCUCAGCAAACCCCGAGCUGUGUCUGACCAGCUGCUUCACCUUGUGCAGGACCAUGUUGGCAACAUCGUUAGGGGCCGUGUCAUGGAACAUGACCGAGUGAUUGUAUCACCGGGUGUUCGGUUUCACAGUGAGCAGUACUCAAGGCCGAACAAAAGUGACAGCACUGUAUUGCAAAUAUAUUUGGGAACGUGCUUGAAGUUGAAGCACAUUGUUUCUAUUAGGGAUUCGUCAGGAAAUGUAAGGAUUUUUGCACUGUCAAACAAAUUCUUGUCACGUCGUGCAUUUGGCACUGAGCACAUAAUGAAAUCAGAGGAUGCGAAUUCCCAACAGCUAGUGGAGCUGUCUGCCAGUGUUGUCCCUUGCAACUAUGUAGAGGUCAAUAGAAAGUGUUUUUUUCAGAGAAUUUCUUUGAAAAUGCUCUCUGGUGGUUGUUAAAGGGACGCUUAAGAGCAACAUUGAAUUAGUUUCAUCAUUCUAUAAAAAGGUCUCAUCAUAUAAAAAUCGCACCAAUACCUUCUUAUACCUACUUUUUGUACUUUUUGUCAGAAACACUUCACAUCUGUAAAAUUAGUUUUUUUUGUUCCUUGUGUGUUGUGGCUUUAUUAAUAAUUCACUGCUGUCAGUGCGCAUGUGCAUGUGCACAUUAGGUGGACAUUUUAGGCAUUCAAGCAUCAGUUGCAGUUCAGUCCUUGCGUUAGCGUCAAUUUAUGUGUGCGUGUUUGCGUCCCUAUGUGCAAUGCUUCAUAAAACAUCAUGGCUCACCAACUUGCCCAUCAGUUCAUAGUAAUAUAAAUUUUACUCGGAGAAUUUUAAUAUCGAUGAUUUCACCAUAACAGGUUUCUUAAUAGAAGAGAAAAUCAAGUUCAAAGUAUCAUUUUAAAAUUUCGAGUGGAAAUCUCCACGUAUGAAUCUCCACGGAAAUCUCCACAAAUGACGUCACGGAUUUCGAAGUCUAUUUAUCGUGUUUUGGUGUCGUUGUUCAACGAAAUUUUCUCAGGCUUGGUAUGUUAAAUCUAUUGGCCCCUUAGAGCUUGAGGCACUUCACUUUUACUGUUUAGGAACUAUGUAGGCCUUAGUAGGCGGAGUCAAAAUAAGUGACGUCACGGCAAAUGGUGCGGGAAUUUCAUGGUGGUGUCGCCACGACAUUUUCUUUUGUGCAUUUUUUCACAUAUCGAGCUUCUCGCUGCAAACAACGUUUCUUUGGUAUCCAGGGGUGCAACAGCUGCGCCAACUGUGCCAAUUUGAUACAAUUCCCAAUUGUUGCGCUGAGCUGCGCCAGAACCAUUAAAUUUGCUGGAAUUGCACCACCCUGCGCCAAAAUGCCCAGCCAGCCUCAAAAUUUUCACAGGUGCGCUAAUUUCGGUGAGAAAUGCUAGCCACGUCGGCCACCUACAGUUUGCGCCAUCAGUCAAAGCGUGCGAACUUUAACCAGCCCUACGCUCGCGAGACGCCAUUGACCAGAUAAAGUAACAAUGCUUCGUGCCAAUCGGUCCGCUGAGUGCAGCGGAUACCGAUCGGCGGGAUGACAAAACUUCCAAGACAAAAAUGCAUUGCUGUAGCCCCCAACGCUUCGCGGGAUAUGUAAAUUUCCUAGCCUGAAAAUGCUGCUAUAGCUUAUUAGCACCUAAAGCUGGAAGCGUGUGCCCCGUUUUUCUCGCGCGAACAAGCUCGACGUGCGGCGAACGCCGGCGUUGCCAGCGACCACGUUGAUUGCAGUAGCACAUAAAACUUUUUUUUGUGUGUGUCUUGAAGUUGCGUCAUCCCGGCCACUGUCCUGGUGAUAUACACUCAGUACCGUCACUGGGCCAAUGGGUGCACGCCGUUGUUACUUUACCACUCAAACGUGCCUUGCAAGGGAGCUGAAGUGGUAUAUAACCCUACGGUGAAAGAAAAGAAAGUGGGAAGUUUAUGGAAGGGGGGUGGGGGUGAAGUGGUAAGAAAAUUUUUUGGCUUGGAAUUCUCACUCGUGCACAGAAUGCUGCUUAAGCCACCUUUGUCGCACUACACCAGUUGCCUACUGAAAAGCCUAUUGAGAUUUUGAAGGGGCCGUCAGCGCUAGUGAUGGGACACUGCAUAUUUUGUUCAGUUAUGUGUUUGCCGCAUAAAUAUGAGUACCAGUAUAAUAACUCGUGCAUAAAUAAGCUAUUGGCAAUCGUUUGGAGUAAUGUAUGACAUUUCUGCUUCCCUAAAAAAAAGUAAAUUGUGGGUCAGUUUUUUUUUUCCCCACCCCUACCUCUUGGUUUACAAAUCUUCCAAAUUUUGAGGUCGUGAGCUUAGCAGAUCUAUAUUUAAAUUCUCAGAGUCUCUUGAAUGAUUUGACAGGUGCAGCAAAUGUUAAUAUAAACUUAAUCAUUGUUUGCUCGUGGGGUGGUUCAAAUACCACUUUCAUUGAAAUAGCAGUGCUCAUGUUCACACUGCACGAUUUAGGUGAUGUCAAAUGCUUUAUAUAUACAUUUUUUUUCUAAAUGUCUGUCUUGUUUAUACUGCUCCAAAUUUGGUAUUUCAUGAUGAAAAAUGCAUGUUUUUUCCCUGCAACCUGCUCAAAAUUUAGAUGUCAGUGCUCCAAAAAGUAACAUUUUGCUGCUUCAAAAAUUGCUCCAAAUUGUAUUUUGGCUGUUCCACCACUGGGUGUCCUGUAACAGUAGUUUACUAAUACGAGAAAAAUAACUAUUUAGUGUCCCUUUAGCUGCAUAGUGUAAGUAACUGUACUGUGGAUGUAGUCUUCAUUUCCCCUUUCUCUGUUUUAUAUGUGACCCCAAUGGGGGUCACUGGGGCUGACAAGGGUGAUGUGCACCUAAAUCAAGGCCCGUCCUCUAUAUAGCAUGUUUUUGGUCGGCAGUCAAUCACUAUAACCACUGUGGUGGUGUCGCUAGUUCCCCAUUGUUGCCACUCUGCAGAGUUGCUCCUUUAGGACUGAGUGUUUUCUUAUGCUUGCGUCUGCUCAUUUCUUGUAACAUUAUGAUAGCUACAUAUGCAUCAUUGCAUUUGUUGUUGUGUAGAUCAGUAGUUUAGUCAAAUUAAGGGUGGUUGACAUAUUCACAAGAUUGCAGGUAUGCUUAUUUCUUUUGCUUCAGCUGUAGAAACCCAACCACAACUAAAAUACGAAAUAGCACCAAAAAUGAUUAUGUUAAAUUGUUCUGCAUUUUACCAAGCAUUCAAUUUGCCAACCUGUGAAAGCAAAAACUGCACUUUUAUUCUCCAAUGUUGCUUCAGUGGAAGUGAAUUCCAAUCCAAUGAGUGUGCAGUUUGCACUAUAACUGUAAAAGUGAGCGCAACACAUUUUCUUUUACCAAGAAAAUGUGAUCUCAAGCCACCUUCUAAAUUACAAUGAUAUGAGUAGAAACCUCAGAUGUGUACACCGCAUUGUCAUUGCAUGUCAAGCUGUUAAAUGAAUGGGCUGUUAAAAAGAACCUCCACAUGUCAGUGAACUGCAGGUGUAGAUGUUUGUGGAUUGUGCAGUGAAACAGUUGUUUUUAGAGGAAGUGAGAAAUGCCAUUUUCAAUUGAUUUAGCUAUUGCCAAUUUGUGCAAAUUCAUGCUGUAUACUGUCGAGUGCCUCUUGAAUUACUAAUAAACUUCAUGAUUGUGAGUAUUGACAAUUCUCAUUGUUUAAGCCCAGCUUUAGCCCUGUCUCUGGGUGUAAACAUUUUGUAUUAUAAAAAAAAGAAGAGAAAGUGUGCGCUGUUGUACAGUACAAGGUUUAAUGUGCACUGGGUUGGUCAAAUGUUCCCAGGCAGUGCUGUCAUAAGAUUACAAGCGUAGCAGCCUGGGAACGUUUGAGCACCCCUUUAUAUUUGAACACACCUUGUGUGUUCAGGGUGCAUGCAACUCUUCAAAAUUCCUCCCUUUUUUCUCUGUAUCCUUUGUACAUGUAUGUUUCCAAAUUAAAUAACAAUAAAACCAUUGAAAUAAAAAAGAACAUAUUCGAAGCC
Molecule: messenger RNA, 6179 nt
Organism: Rhipicephalus microplus (southern cattle tick)
Lineage: Eukaryota; Metazoa; Arthropoda; Arachnida; Ixodida; Ixodidae
Source: RefSeq, a predicted model, not a curated record